Messenger RNA from Gordionus sp. m RMFG-2023, 1233 nucleotides. RefSeq names its product LIM domain-containing protein jub-like. The transcript is spliced from 6 exons. Gene Ontology annotation, biological process: cytoskeleton organization; negative regulation of hippo signaling; response to hypoxia. Gene Ontology annotation, cellular component: transcription regulator complex; nucleus; P-body. Lineage: Eukaryota; Metazoa; Nematomorpha; Gordioida; Chordodea; Parachordodidae. Bases 243 to 953 code for a protein of 236 amino acids. Gene Ontology annotation, molecular function: transcription corepressor activity. The record is from RefSeq and is a predicted model, not a curated record.
UGCACCUAUCUGCGAUUAUAUUGGCCAUCAAAAAGAUUGUCAAUAUCAUCAAUUAUAUUGGCCAUCAAAAAGAUUGUCAAUAUCAUCAAUUAUAUUUGCAACUAGUUGCCAAUAUCAUCAAUUUUAUUUGCAACUAGGUUGCACCUAUCCUCGGCCAUAACAAACACCUUAAAAUUUAUAAAUAAUAAUACCAAAAUAUUCCAUUAUCUAGUCCAUCUAAUACUUCUAUAAAUAAGAAUAUAAUGAAUAAAUAUAAUCAAUUAAAACUUGGUACUGUAAUCAUCAAUUCUAAAUCAUUGGAUAUAAAGGAUAAGGUAUUAUCAUUGACAGCUCAAUUAGAAGCAAAAAUUGAAAAAGAAUUUAAGGAAAUUGGCAUCUGUGCAUAUUGUCAGAAACCUAUAAAUGAUAUAAAAAAUGGUUGUCAAGCGUUAGAUAAAAUAUAUCAUACACAAUGUUUUACCUGCAAUGCAUGUGGUAGAAUUCUUAAAAAUAAAUCAUUUUACAUGGUCAAAGAAAAAAUAUUCUGCCAAGAGGAUUAUUUUUAUUCAGGGUUUCAAGAAGCUACAGAAAAAUGUUCUUCCUGUGAACAUUUAAUUAUGGACAGAGUUUUGCAUGCACUUGGCAAAUCCUAUCACCCUGGAUGUUUUCGAUGUUUCAUCUGUAAUAAAAGUUUAGAUGGUGUGCCAUAUACUAUGGGAAAGGAUAACAAAAUAUAUUGCUAUAAAGAUUAUCACAAAAUGUUUAGCAUUAAAUGCCAUAAAUGUCAAAAAGUAAUCACUCCAAAUGAACAAACCGGAGAAAUCGUACGCGUAAUUUACUUCGAAAAGGAAUUCCAUGUGGAUUGCUUCAAAUGCGACUUUUGUCACAGAUUCUUGAACAACGAAGGGGACAACAAAUACGCCCUCUAUUUACACGAUCGUUAUUUAAUAUGCGUCAAAUGCAAUCGAACCUAGUCAGUCAAUCAAUCAACCAAUAAAAAGCUCAUUUCGCGAUUCUACCUUGUCACAAUAAAAAACGAAGCAUCUCAUACACACACAAAAAAAUAAAAUCCAUUUUUAUCUAAUAUUUUUACAUACAUUUUUUUUGUUUUGAAAUACUUAAAUUAUAUAUUUUCAUUUCUAAAUGAUUAGAGAUGAGUGACGAACAAAUUAUUUAUAUAUUUACAAUAUUAAUUUUUGAUAUACUUUAUUAUGACCCCAUGGGAUAGUAUUAAGUCAUUUUACAAAUGGUAUC